UUGACAGAUGGAGGUGGUUUGACUCGGAGUCAGGGCAGAAAGUAUUUGUGGAAAACAGGAAGAAAUUCGGGUCUUUUCUUGUCUGCAAUGAGAGGUGAACCGACUGAAAAUGGAGAUAACUCAACGAACUCGAGAGAGAGAGAGAGAGAGCGAGAGAGACACCCACUGCCUUUGUCGCUCAGGUCUGGUGGCAUGCAGAGCGAAAUGCUGAUAAACCAGCUACGGGAGAUCACUGGCAUCCAGGAUCCACAGAUUCUCUACAGAGCCUUGAAUGCCAGUCAGGGUGACAUUGGACAUGCUGUUGGACUGCUGACAGCCCAGCCUGCAGAGGUUCAGGAUCCUGGAGAACCACAGGAAUCAGGGAGCUCUGGAGAGACCUGGGAGGGCCAGAAAGUGCUUCCUAAAGAUGAACUGCAGACUGCCAUAGAACUCAGCCUGCAGGAGUCCCACAAUGCCCAGGAAGAGGAGAGGGAAUUUAAUAGGGCUCUGGAGGCCAGUGCAGAGGAGAAUGCAGCGAGGAUGAAAAGGAAGAGGUGUGAAGCCCAGAGUGAAAUGUGCAGCCCUGCAGACUGGAUCCGUCAGGACGACUGGCCCGUGGGCAUUCGCAAUGUUGGAAACACCUGCUGGUUCAGUGCUGUCAUUCAGUCACUCUUCCACCUGCCUGUGUUCAGGAGGCUGGUGCUCAACUACCAUCUGUCCGAGCGAGUGCUGGAGAAGUGCAAGAGUCAUUCUGACAAGCGGAACAUAGCUUUCAUGCAGGAGCUGCGCUGUCUGUUUGCCCUCAUGGUGGGCUCCACUCGCAGGUUUGUGGAUCCUUCUGCUGCAGUUGAGUUACUGCGAGAUGCCUUCAGGACCAGUGAGGCUCAACAGGAUGUCAGUGAGUUUUCCCACAAACUGCUCGACUGGCUAGAGGAUGCAUUUCAGCUGUCAGCCAAUGGAAAUAAUGCAGAAGACAAAAAACAAAACCCCAUGGUCCAGCUUUUCUAUGGCACUUUCGUGACAGAAAGAAGACAUGAGGGUAAGACUCUGUGUAAUAUUGAGCAGUUUGGCCAGUAUCCCCUGCAAGUCAACGGCUUUAACAACUUGGAUGAAUGCCUAGAGGGUGCCAUGGUUGAGAGGGAGAUUGAGUCACUACAUUCAGAUCACAGCGUUACACCUGGUCGUGAGAGAUGGUUCAAAAAGCUACCACCAGUCUUGACAUUUGAACUGUCUAGAUUUGAAUUCAACACCCAGCUUGGCCGUCCAGAAAAGAUACAUAAGAAACUUGAGUUUCCACAAAUAGUUUAUAUGGACAGAUAUCUUCACAAAAACAUAAAAGAGACCCAUGAGAGGAGAGGAGAAGUGAAAAAACUCAAGGAUCAACUUGCAGCCCUUCAACAGAAACUUGAGUGCUACAAAAACUAUGGGUCUGGACCCACCAAGUAUCCUCUGGCUGAUAUGUUGCAAUUUGUGCUGGAGUUUGCUACCACCAAGCCCACAAGUGUUUCCCCAGCUGAAGAUCUGAGACCAACUUCACCGACACCUGCAAGCCACCCCCUUGAUGACCUCAGCUCCAAAGAAAACAGUGAACCUGGAGAAACAGACUCCUCAGAGGGCCUGGUUUCAAGCCUUUCUAGUUGCCAGCGUACCCCCAUAUACAAGCCCUUCACCCAGUGCAGACUCCCCACUGAAAGCCCACCUCACCCAGCCCCUCACAGCAUCACUGAAGAAGAGCUGCACUUUGUUAAGACCUGCCUACAGCGUUGGAGGACGGAAGUUGAGAACGACAUAAAUGAGCUAAAGGCAAGCAUUGACAAGCUCAGUCAGAUGCUAGAGGGCAUGUAUGCAGACAACAGUCUCUGCCAGGUACCCUACAGACUCCAUGCAGUGCUCGUCCAUGAAGGCCAGGCAUCAGCAGGUCAUUACUGGGCCUACAUCUACGACCAUGCCAACCAGCGCUGGAUGAAGUACAAUGAUAUAAGCAUCACUGAGUCGUCAUGGGAGGAACUGGAACGAGACUCAUAUGGGGGCAUGACCAAUGCCAGUGCCUACUGUCUGAUGUACAUAGAUGACAGAAUACCCAACCUUAUUACAGAUGACACAGAUGAUGAGACAGGCCAGGUGCUGCAUGGCAUGGACUCUCUGCCACCCGUCCUCAGACGUUACGUCCAUGAAGAUAACCGCUGGUUCCAGCAGGAGCUCAGUGAAUGGGAACAGCAGUUCUGCCAGACAGCAACCCCACAGGGAGAGUCCACAGCAUCUGCAGAGAGCACAAAUCCCAGUGCAGACAACAUAGAUCAAGCACCAGUUGAGCCAGCGCCCCAGUCUGGACCAUCCAAUGAAGAGCUUGACCAGACAGCUUCCUCAGUGCCACAACCAGAGCCAGAAGCAGAGAAGGAUGUGGAGCCUGUUCAAAAAGAAAAGCCUGAAGAAGAAUCAGAGGUAACGCCACCAGCACCACCACCACAGAGCCCUGGCUGCCAGUCAGACGACACCAGCAGUGCAGCAGUCAAUGACCCCUUGGCUCCUGGCCAAAGCUCCACCACAGCUGAGAAAGAACUUCAGAGUCAGACUCCUGGCCCUGAAGCAGAGCUUAAUAACCAGGUUGAAUCUGACCUCCAAGAGGAAAAAGACAACACACAGGUUGCAGGGCUCAGCCUUCCAGCUCAAGGCGAGCCAGAAGCUUCUGGAGAAGCUCCUGAACAUGAAGCGCAGGAGGGGGAUGAGGAGCAGCAACAGCUGCAGCAGCAGGAGGUCCCAGUUAGACAGAGACAGACUGAGAACGAGGUCUCUGAAGUGGAGAUCCCGAAUGUGGGCCGGAUCAUGGUCAGAGCUGAUGCUGACGGAUAUAAUGAAGAGAUGAUGCUGACUCCAGCUAUGCAAGGUGUUAUUCUAGCCAUUGCCAAGGCCAGGCAAAUUUUUGAUAAGGAAGGACCUGAGGCUGGCCUCAUCAAGGCCUUCCACGAGGAGUAUUCCCGCUUGUAUGAACUCUCCCAGGAGGAGACGACGCCCCAGGAGGACCCUCGUCUGCAGCACGUUCUGGUGUACUUCUUCCAAAACAAGGCACCGAAUCGCAUCAUUGAGAGGACGCUGCUGGAGCAGUUCACUGACCGCAACUUGAGCUUCGAUGAGAGGGCCAUCAGUAUCAUGAGGGAGGCACGAUCCAAGCUACGCCUCAUCAAGCCAGAGGACAUGGAUAUGGAUGAAUACCUGCAGUGGCAUGAUGACUACAGGCUGUUCAGGACAGUGUUUGUCUACCUGCUGACUGGUCUGGAGCACUACCAGCAUGGAAAGAUGCAGGAGGCUCUGACCUACCUGGCUCAUGCGUAUGAGACGAACGCCAACCUGCUGAAGAAUGGAGAGAAACGUGGCAUUGACAAGUCUCUUAUUGCAGGCUACAGAAGGAAAUGCCUCACUUCACUGAAUGAAAGCGCAUCACGGCUGUUCUGCAGCGGUGAGGAGACCAAUGUGGAGGAGGGCAUCGCCAUCAUGGACGAGGCAGUCAUCCCCUGCCUUCAUCUGAUGAGCCGGGACUCUUCUUUAUCCCAGGAAGACCGGGACACCAUGGAGAGCAUCCGCAGCCACUGGUGCUGCUGCCUGGGCCAGGAUAUGACCGAGUCUUUGCAGGUAAAGCUGGGUGAGUUUCUGCCCAGGGUUCUGGACGGUUCAGCUGACGCAGUAGUUCUUAAAGACCCUCCCAAAGUCCAUGUCAGCCAGGCCCAUGACCUGUGCAGUCGCCUUGCAGCUGUCAUGCAGUCCAUCCACAACACAUCGAUCGUCAUUGUUAAGUAAAGCCCUCAAUGAAACCCACAACAACUGUGUGUCCGGCUUGCAAGUAAUGUGGGCGAUGGAUCGUUCUUUGCUAGAAAACUAUGGAGUUGAGACAGCGACUAGUUUUUACCAAGCCAAUUUAUAUAUUUCAUUCAAUCUACCGGUUCUAAAAGCCUGCGGAAAAGCUCAUAACAGGCCUCAAGACUACCUAUCUUACUGAUAGAUGAUUUUCUUUGGAAAAAAAUACUGCAAGUGCUUAAAAAUCCUCAUGGCCUAAAAGCAGCAGGUUAUGCUAAAGGAGGCCCUAAAGGUAGCACUGUACAUUCUCUUCAACUCUGAAACCAUCCUUUACAUAGACAUUUCAAAGAGCACGUUACCCACCGUCAUGGCAGGUUCUUGGACUUUGAAGUGGUUCUGAACUUUUCCCUGAAAAUGUUCUUUGAGUACAGUUUAUUUAGCUUUAAGCAGCUUCCCAUCUGUGUUGCACUCGCCAGCUGAACAAUUAUUCCAUCAGCAGGAGAACACAGAAGCUUAAAACUCUGAUUGGCACUCUAAAAAAGUUCAGACAUGGAUGUGUUAUACUGGCCGGCAAACUUGUUAAGUUUAGGUUCUGGUAAUGCUUGGACUGUCACUCAACUCAGUGAAUGGACUGUAGGGUUUUAUUGUUGUGUUGCUAAGCAGGGUGAACACUCACUAAGGUCAUUAUACAGGGCUGAAAAAACACUAGAUUUGUAUUGCACAGCAACAAACAUUGUUUAUGAGCUUUUGUUAAAUAUAUGUUUUGUAUUUCUUUGAAUUUUUCCAAAACAAAUUCUUGGGACUUUUACAUGUAGGUGACAAGAGAACGAUAGAUAUUUUAAGUGUUAUUAUGCAAAGAAAUAUUAAUGGCAGGCAUUGUGUGCCACUUUUAAAAGAGCUGCUGCAUGCUCAGAUGGAACUAUGAGUCACAACUCUUUGUUAACAGUGCCCUGGUGGACAGCACCUCUCUCAACUCAUGUGCCUUUUCUCUCCUUUUGAAGGGUUCUUUGUAAACCAUGUAAACACUUUGACAUGAAGAGAUGAAGUCUUUUAUCUUGUGUCCUAGAUGCAAUGCAGUAUCAUGAAAGAAUGAAUGAAAGAAUAAUUGAAUCAGGAUUUUCAGGAGGGCUUCUUGGAGCUACUCCAACUGCCAUUCCUGGCUGCUGAUUUCACUGGUAUUUCACUUGUAGUCUGUGAUGAUACUCAAUAAAUAUUUUAAAUUCUC
Molecule: messenger RNA, 4993 nt
Organism: Acanthopagrus latus (yellowfin seabream)
Lineage: Eukaryota; Metazoa; Chordata; Actinopteri; Spariformes; Sparidae
Gene: usp28
Product: ubiquitin specific peptidase 28
Exons: 27
Coding region: 88-3771 (1227 amino acids)
Biological process (GO): regulation of protein stability; DNA damage checkpoint signaling; protein deubiquitination
Cellular component (GO): cytosol; nucleus
Molecular function (GO): cysteine-type deubiquitinase activity; protein binding; cysteine-type endopeptidase activity
Source: RefSeq, a predicted model, not a curated record